Molecule: messenger RNA, 1109 nt
Organism: Peromyscus eremicus (cactus mouse)
Lineage: Eukaryota; Metazoa; Chordata; Mammalia; Rodentia; Cricetidae
Exons: 2
Coding region: 113-985 (290 amino acids)
Source: RefSeq, a predicted model, not a curated record
GGCGUUGCUAUAGGUCAUGAGAACUGAGGAGAGGUUCUGGGCCGCUCUGGGAGUAGGCUCUUAGGGGAACUGCCUCAGAGUCCCCGGGUGGACAUAAGCCUCCCUAACACCAAUGAGCUCCCCCUCCCACACCCCAGUUCCAUCCCCAACCCAGUCCCCAUCCCAAUCCCGAUCUAACCACGCUGAUAAUACAAUCAACCAGCAGCCCCCCCCUAGCUCUGGAGGCUCAGCCCCUUCCCCUUCCCCCACCCGGGGGACUUCUUCCCUCCCAACCUCUCAUAACCCCACCCCAGCUACCUCUCAGCCUUCCUCCCGGGCUUCCUCCCAGUCCCCUAGUCCUCAUAUCCAACAUGGGUCACGAGGGUCCACUCAAGUCCCUACCCCUCCAGCCUCCAAAUCUCCCUCCCAGACAGGAUUAAAAGUCCUCUCUCGAAACCCUUCCCUGACACCCUCGGUGCCCAUGACCAGGUCCCCUUCCCACAGCCCUGCCAACUCGGCCUCCUACAUCGGGCCCACCCGCAACAUCCCUUCCUACAUUGCCCCCUAUGUGCCUCGUUUCAUGAAAGAGCCCCCCUAUUUCCAGCCCCCCACAGUACCUCUUCCGCAAAAUCGGUGCUUUCCCUGUCCCUUUCCAUGCCAGAACCAGGAAUCCAGGCAGCCACCGCCACCACCACCUCCUGACUCAUUCUACUUCCCUCUCCUCCCCCCACCCCCUCACCUCCCCCAGGUGAACUGCUCCUACCCCACCCCUCCAGCCCUGUUCACACCCCCAUCCUCCCUCUCCUACACUCCACCGACGGAUGUCCUGCUGAAGGGGAAGCCACACGUGGUACCCUCGGUGCUACCAGCUACCUUCUAUACCCCCUUCUCCCGCUUCUACUCCCAGCCCAGGCCCUACCGCUACCACCGGCGGCUAACACUCCCCUCGCUCUCCCUUCAAUACGAUGGUUCUGGACGCUCUGUCCACUUCUAUCGUGGGUCCUAGGCCUCACACCUAUUUUGGACCAGAAACCUCUGCCAGUAAAUUCAAGCUCCUGCAUCCAGACUUCAUCCGCUACCUGACAGAGAGGUUUUUGAAAUCCAAGUUGCUGAACACACAUUUCGCAGAC